Molecule: messenger RNA, 1536 nt
Organism: Armigeres subalbatus
Lineage: Eukaryota; Metazoa; Arthropoda; Insecta; Diptera; Culicidae
Exons: 4
Coding region: 127-1536 (469 amino acids)
Source: RefSeq, a predicted model, not a curated record
UAUCAGAAAACGUUUCGGGAUAAAAGACGAGAUGCGCUCAAAAAGUGUAUUUCUAAUGAUCCUAAUACUAUCCGAUCUGUACACAUCCAGAACGAUCCUGGUCGUCCUCGCGUUGAAAAGGAUGGUAUGAUUCUAGAGGCUAUCGUGGACUUGGUGCUUUUGAAAAGUGCUGCUGACGCUAAACGACGUACGGAAAUGAUACGUACGUAUCGCACUCUGGAUGACCUACAUGGAGCAAUUGUGGACCUCGGGUUUUCAAUAUCUAGAAGUGGGUUGUAUCUAAGACUUCUUCCGAAAAACUCUUCAACCACCGAAGGAAAAAGGCACAUAAGGACUGUACCGGUGAAACUGUGUAAAUCGCAAAUGGAUGGGCACAAAAAGCAUCCUGAUGGAUUUUUUUGCACCUCCACAAUUCGAAACGUGGAAUCUCUGGCUUCUAUUCUCGGACCAAACCAAGUUAUUUUUUUGAGCCAAGACGAUAAGGCGAAAGUUCCAAUAGGGUUAACUGCCGCCAAUAAACAAGCACCUUUGAUGAUGCACUUAGAGUAUCGGGUCAGGUUGCCCGACCACGACUGGGUUAUAGCGCCGAAGCACAAACUCACUCCAUCAGUUUAUAGCGCUAUGGUGAUAAAAGAGCAUGGUCUUGGAGCUCCAGAUGCAAUCACAUAUUCUGGACCUACGUAUCCAAAAGUUAUCCUGUUCGCUGUUAAACAUUUCAUCGAUAAUGAUCUAGAUGCCAUAUUUGUAAUGACGAAUGCUCCUGGUCGAAGCGCGUACAAUAGAGUGGAACGUAAAAUGGCGCCUUUGAGCGCCCAGCUGGCUGGAUUGAUUCUACCAAGCGACACAUUCGGAACUCACUUGAACGGGAGAGGUGUCACCGAAGAUAAAAACCUUGAACUGAAAAAUUUCAGAGCUGCCGGAGAAGUACUUGCAAAAGUAUGGAGCUCUCUGAUUAUCGAUGACUUUGAGGUCAUCGCCGAGUUCAAGGAACCUAAAGAAGAUUCCAAACUACCGUCACAACCUGAUUCUCAUUGGUAUAGUGUCCAUGUUCGCGAAUCGCAAUACGCAUUGCAAAUAGUGAAAUAUGUGAAAAACGUUAAGCCUACGGAUCAAUUCCUACCGUUGUUCCAAAAUUUAGCGCUGAAGAUUGGUCGACCCACGCCUUCGAAAACUAAUGUUGUGCCAUAUGAUAUGUUUUGUCCCUCAGUCCUAGCAGACCUACCGGCGCGGAUUUGUGAUGUAUGUGGAUUGUAUUUCGCUUCAAAGAAAAGUGUAGAUCAUCAUUCGAAGGCAGUUCAUGGAAAUGCGCGCCAGAGACGGAAUGAAGGUAGUCGGUCGAUAUGUGCAAAAGGCCGGCGAGGAAAAGAAAUACUAUGCUUGGUUCAAGACAACCAAACCGGAGGCGAAGAUGUUGAGUGGAUGGAUGAAACCGAUGUUGAUGUCGAUGUACCUGGUGAAGUAUUUGAAAGUUCAUGCAAUGCUGAAAUUCAGCCGGCUAAUGAGUGGGCUAAAAAUGAGUUCACCGCUGAUGAUUAG